Molecule: messenger RNA, 1092 nt
Organism: Pediculus humanus corporis (human body louse)
Lineage: Eukaryota; Metazoa; Arthropoda; Insecta; Psocodea; Pediculidae
Product: nucleoporin seh1, putative
Exons: 6
Coding region: 1-1092 (363 amino acids)
Biological process (GO): cellular response to amino acid starvation; positive regulation of TORC1 signaling
Cellular component (GO): Seh1-associated complex; nuclear pore outer ring
Molecular function (GO): structural molecule activity; protein binding
Source: RefSeq, a predicted model, not a curated record
AUGUUUGAAGCUCAAAGUAUCGAAGCUGAACAUAAAGAUUUAAUUCACGAUGUCGCUUAUGAUUUUUACGGUCAACGUAUGGCGACUUGUUCGAGUGAUCAAUUCGUUAAAGUGUGGGAUCAGGAUGAGGAAGAAAAUUGGCUUUUAACUGCUAAUUGGAAAGCUCAUAGUGGUUCGGUUUGGAAAGUAACAUGGGCACAUCCUGAUUUUGGUCAGGUUUUAGCUACUUGUUCCUUUGACAGAACUGCUGCAGUAUGGGAAGAAAUAAUUGGAGAAGGCAUGGGUUCGGGUGAAAGAGGAAUGAGACAUUGGGUACGAAGGACUAAUUUAGUAGAUUCUAGAACUUCCGUUACUGAUGUUAAGUUUGGUCCGAAAUCAUUAGGAUUAAUUUUGGCCACUAGUUCAGCCGAUGGAGUUGUUCGAAUUUAUGAAGCUCCAGACAUAAUGAAUUUAAGUCAAUGGUCUUUGCAGCAUGAAAUAUUGUGUAAAUUACCAUGCAGUUGCCUUAGCUGGAACACAUCUCUUUCAAGGCACCACCCUCCGAUGUUGGCAAUAGGAAGUGAUGAUUCAAAUCGUUCUAAUGGGGGAAAAGUAUUUUUAUAUGAAUAUAGUGAAAAUUCUAGAAAAUGGAUUAAAUCUGAAACUUUAUCUUCGGUACAAGAUCCUGUUCAUGAUAUUUCUUUUGCUCCCAAUAUGGGUAGAAGUUAUCACAUGUUAGCUGUUGCUACAAAAGAUGUUAGAGUUUUUACUAUUAGAGAAAGCAGCAGUGUAUCAAGCGGAUCAUCAAGAUUUGAAAUUGAAUCGGCAGCACAAUUUGAAGAUCAUUAUUCAAGUGUUUGGAGAGUAACAUGGAAUAUAACUGGCACAGUAUUGGCAUCAACUGGAGAUGAUGGAUGUGUAAGACUUUGGAAAGCAAACUAUAAAAAUGUAUGGAAAUGUGCUGCAGUUUUAAAGGGUGACGGAACUCAAGCCGAAUCUGAACCAUCUCCUGCUAUAGCCAUACCAGCAACAUCAACAAUAUCGCCACAAGGAGCAGCUAGGUAUUAUAAAUUAGGUACUAUAAAUCAUUCAAAUCAAGUUCCUUGGCAUUAA